AAAAAAUAACUCCAAUUCACAUCAGUUAUCUAGAUCGCAAACAAAACCCUUUUAUUCCCUCUCAACAAAUACAGCACCUAUAGAACAUCCAUUUACUCUUGAUAAAAACCUUUCCAGAUAACGCCGAACAGUGUCGCUUAGCACUUAAGUAACAACAAUUAUAAUAUUUUUAUCAACCGACUCUAAGUAUGCCGACAGCCCUCCUAUAUUUACUGUACAAUAAAGAGUUAUUGUAUUUGUGUAAGAUUUCUCCAACUUCUUUAUAUUAUUCAGUAAUAUCUUGAGUGAAGCCAGUUUAUUAACUGUGAUUGUGCAAAAUGGAUGGUGACAGGGUAACUGUUAGAGGAUUUUUGGUCCAAGGCACGGCGACUUUGGCAAUUUCGUACCUCACCACAUUAACCGGUCUGGUCUUCUCCUGGCCUUCCUACAAUGUGGCCAACUUCAUGUCCAAUGACACUGUGCUCUCAGCUCCUAUGUCUUCUGUGGAUGUGUCACUGCUGGGCAGUCUGACCAAUGUUGGAGCCAUGAUCGCCACACCAUUCUCUGGAUACAUUGUGAACAAGCUUGGGAGGAAAUACAGUGCUAUGCUGUUUGGAUUGCCUUUUGUGCUUUCGUGGACGAUCAUCUCGUUAUCAACAUCGAUACCAAUGCUGCUUCUAGCCAUGGCUUUAGCUGGUUUAGGAACAGCGGGACAAACAAUAUCUUCAAUCUACAUAUCAGAAAUAUCACAAGACUCCAUCCGAGGAGCUUUAAUGUCUACUGUAGUUUCUUCAUACUUCAUGGGAGUAUUGAUAUCGUAUAUUUUUGGUGGAUACCUGGACUAUAGUUUGAUAGUGUACUUGCAUUUAUCGAUGUCAGUUCUGUAUAUUAUAAUGGUGGCUGUUUUAAAGGAGUCUCCUGUGUAUCUGAUGCAAAUUGGGAAAGAGAAGGAAGCCAAAGAGUCAAUAGCAUUCUACCGACAAGUCAAACCUACAUCAAAAGAAGUUGAAGUAGAACUAUCCAAGAUCAAACUUCUGUUAGACCCAAGAUUGGAGAAGAUUCUGGAAGGAGAAGCAGAUCCAACGAUUACCAAAGAGCUGAUCAGCCCUUCACCACCAGUGCAGCAGUUGUCAGAAUGGCAGUUCUUGAAACAAUCUCAAACGUCGAUACAAGCUUUAAUAACAAGCUUAGCGUGUAUGGCAACAAUGAUACUGAUGGGGAACAUUGCGCUGCAAGUAUAUGCAGAGACGUUGUUCAGAGAAGCAGUGCCGUCGAUGGAUUCCAACCAAUGCUCUAUCUUCUUAGCCAUAGAUUUGCUUUUGGCAAGCGUUUUGUGCAGCUUUGCUAUUGAUAAAUAUGGGAGAAAGCCCUUGAUGAUUAGUACAUCAGUUCUCGCCAGUGUCUGCACGACGCUCCUUGGCACUCAAAUCCAAUGGCACUGGGCUCCUCAUUGGUUCACUGCUCUCAUCAUCUACGUGUACAGCUUCAUCUUCAACUUUGGAGUUGCUGUUAUUCCAUUUGUUUUAAGUGCUGAGCUGUUUUUGCCUGAAGUUCGAGGACUGUGUGGUAGUAUUGUGAUGACCUGUGGCUGGGCCAUGAACUUCGUCACCGUGCUUAUCUUCACCCCAGUAGUCGAGGAGGUUGGGUUCGCUCCUCUAUUCUACGCCUUCUCCGUUGUAGGUUUUGUUGGAGCUGGUUACUGUGUGUUUUAUUUACCUGAAACCAAAGGACUGUCGAUAGAUGCCAUCCAGGCCCUAUUUGUUAAGAAGACUAAGAGGAAAAUAGAUGCUUAAAGACUUUAUAGUCGAUUUUUGACUGUUUAUACUUUUAGUAGUACUAAUAGUACUUAGUCCAAGGUUAGUCCUGUAUGCUAUAAUAAGUGUUCCAGCUAUUGCUUGUAAAAAGCGUUGUUUAAAUUUUAUGUGAAUCUAUUUGUAUUUGAAACCGAAU
This is a messenger RNA of Spodoptera exigua (beet armyworm), 1929 nucleotides long. NCBI's taxonomy places the organism in Eukaryota, Metazoa, Arthropoda, Insecta, Lepidoptera, Noctuidae. The record is from the annotation of a GenBank genome assembly.